Drosophila innubila is the source of this 3412-nucleotide messenger RNA. RefSeq lists its product as uncharacterized. Gene Ontology annotation, cellular component: plasma membrane. The transcript is spliced from 9 exons. Gene Ontology annotation, biological process: actin cytoskeleton organization. The record is from RefSeq and is a predicted model, not a curated record. NCBI's taxonomy places the organism in Eukaryota, Metazoa, Arthropoda, Insecta, Diptera, Drosophilidae. Bases 427 to 2925 code for a protein of 832 amino acids.
UCAACGACGGGCAGCUGGCGUGAACAGUUCGAAGUUCGCAGUUUGCAGUUGAAAACGGUUCCUCGGCUCGUCGAUGGUCGCGCGUUUGCUUUGGCGUGCCAUGAAGAAUUGAAAAUAAAAUUUUGAGAAAAAUUCAAAAUUUGUUUUUUCAAGCCAAAAAAACAACGCGAAGAAAUGCGACGCGACACGCGGCAAAAACUAACAGCUAAAUAAUUCAAAAUUAAUCAAAGCAACAAAAACAACAACAGCAAGAGAAAAUUAAAUAAUAACAACAACAAACAAAACGUGCAAGAAUAACCAGCUCUAAAAAAUACAUAUAACGAUCACCAAGUGAAGCGAGAGAACUUGAUUCUCAACAAAUCUCGGCUCUUAAACGCCCCCUAAAAAAGACACCAACAAACACCAAUACACACCAAUAUACACACCAUGCUUAUGCACACCACAUCGACAACAUCGACGGCCACGAUGACCAACUCAUCGUCAUCGGCCACGCCCACGCCGGGCUCAACGUCAUCGAACAACAGCGCCACAUUGGAGACGCUGCAGCAGCAGCAACAACAACAGCAACAGCAGCUGCAACAACAACUCCAGCAAUUGCAUACAACAACAACAACAACAACAACAUCAACAAAUAAUUCACGUCCCCCUUCACGAGCUCCCUCCAUACUGGACAGUCCAACGUUGGCGCGUGUGGAACGCGCUCGUCUUCGUCUCGAGCAGCAGGAGAGGGAGCGGGAACGCAGCAGUCAGCGCAGCAGUCAAAUGGGUGGAGGAGGAGGGGGAGGGGGAAGCAGCAGCGGCACAGGCAGCACAGCGACUACCAUGAAUCGCGAGGAUAGCCUGGAGCGCAGCAUAUUGGAUCCAAAGAAAGACGCGGCGCCCUGGCAUCAAAUGUGGACGCAUAUGAAACGCCUCUCGCACGCCUCAAAAGUCAACUCGACGAGCAGUCUGACAGCCCAGAAAACAGACGUGGGUGUUGGCCAUCAUCACCUGACAGCAGGCACAACAACCACAACAACAAUGACAACAAUUAAUGGUGGAACACCGAGAGGAACAAUGCCAGGGAAAUGCAUAUUAUUCCCGGAUAAGACGUCCUCCCUCAAAAGUUCCAUGUACACGCAACAGGUCUACUUCAGGCCCGAUAUGCAAUCUCUGUUGGCGGGUCGCAUUCCUGUGGCCUCCAUGACGGGUCCCAUUAAACGUGGUCUACUCUGGCAGCAGCGGGAUCGUCUCUUCUCGCGCUGGAAGGAGAGAUACUUUGUGCUCACCCGCGACUAUUUGCAUUGCUUUAAACGUGCCUCAGGAUCGGCCAAUGAACGUGCCUCGGAUAUGGGACAAUUUAUAUUUAAGGUCAAGCUGGUGGACGUGGAGAAGGUGGAAUGGCUCAAUCGGCGCUCGUACAGCGCCAUUGGGCUGCUGCUGGGACGCGAGGGUCGCGUGCUCUUGCGCUGUGACGAUGGCCUCGAGGAUUGGUUCGAGUUGCUGGAGGAAUGCACACUGACCUCCAAGGAGCGUCGUCGCGCUUUGAAGAUUGCACAGGGCCCGAGAUCACGUGCAUCUCUGGCGGCGCCCGUUUCUCAUGCCUCGCUGCAGUUCCAGCACUUUGGCCUGGGCAGCACCUACUCCAGUGCGCUGGAUGAUUGGCUGAUGACGAGUGGAGCCAGCGGUGGUGGUGGCUUGGCACGUCAUAAAAUUGGAGCUGGCAGUCUUAAUGGUUAUGCGGGCGCCAAUCCAUUUUUAUUCAGCGAUUCGGUGCCGGAUCUGAGUGCGUUAAAUAAUGAGAAUCACAAUCAUCAUUUGAGCGGCAUCUCAACGAAUCACUCGACACCGCAGAAGAUACCACAUCACAGCAAUGCCAAUCUCAGUCGCUAUUCCAAUGGUUAUGCAUCGGCUCAGAAUAGUUUUACCCAGGCUGGUAGCGGUGCUCUGUAUGGAUCACCACGUCGUAUAUUCAUCAACAGCAGCUUUGGCUCCAAUCAGGUGGUAGAUGAGGAGACCGCCGAGGAGGCAGAGGUUCAACUGCGUAGACCACGACUCUUCCGCGGCAUCAGUGCCACACCAGACAAUGGCAACGAACUGGACAGGGAUUGGCUCUAUCGCAAACCACGUGCGCCUACCGAUAUGCGUCAUUCAGUGCAACCCAUGCUGCCCACUCACAGCUCCAAUGGCGGCAGCAACGCUGGACUGGCCAAUAAAACGGAGCUGGACUGCUCGGCACAUGACAGUGGAUUGGAUACGCCGCCGUCGACACACCGUCCCUCAAGCUAUCGAGAGGCUGCCAGCCGUGAUAGCACCGAAACCAACGGCAGCUCCUCACGUGGCACGCUGCUUAACAACUCGCCCGGCGGCAGCUUCCGCGCCAAGAAGCUGAGCCCUCAGGUGACCAAUUUGAAUCAGUUGAAUUCAUUGCACGGCUCUCGCUACUCUGUGCAGGAUCAGCGCAUACUGAAGAUGCGCAACAACGAGGAGGAUCGUUGCGCCUCCAUCAAGCUGGCCAAUCGUCUGAAUCACAACCACAACCACGAACAGCAGCAGCAGCAACAGAACUCCUCCUCCGCCUAUGAUCCCAACCAGAAUCGAUACUAUAAGAAUGGCAAUGGCUCGUCGCCAAUUUCGUUGACACCACAGCAUACUCCACAGCAUAAAAUGAUGCACCACGGCAAUGGAAAUGGCAAUGGCACCCUCAAUGGUAAUGGUGGUCCUGCCAUGAACGGUUCUGCCAUAUUCCGAGAGCGCUAUCAGCAUCCAGUGCUGGCGGCCAUUAUCAACGAGGCACAGGGCUUAAAGUUUCGAGAACGUGCCUAUUCGGAUAGCCAGCAACGUCGUCUAAACAACAACAACAACGGGCCAACACCGGUGCCCGCCUCACCCUUGGCCCAGAGACGCAACAACGUCCCCAUUUUUGGAACGCCCACGCGUGUAUAGCGUUUAAAAGUCUAAGCAAAUGAUAUGUGAGGUCAUAGAACACUUAAAUAUGCAUUACCAUUAGUAAAUAAGUAGAUAAAUGUUUAAGUAAAAUCAUUAAAAAAUAGUCAACGGAUAAUACUUGAAUAAAGAACAGAACAUAAGGGAAUAAUAUAAUUAGUAGAUCAUUAAUGCAGCGACUUUAUUGAGCUUGGUUUUCACCAGAUGCCAGCUAUAUAUUAUAUUAAAUAUUAUAUAUAUAGAUUAAAUAUGUAGCUUAAAAGUAAAUGAAAUUCUCAAGUAGUUUUAGUGUGCUACAUUGUCCAGCUUUAUGUGAAACGUUAAAAUAAAAUAAAAUAUAAAACGGCCUCGGUCCAAAUUUCGAUAGCAAAUCAAUGCCCAUGUAUAUUCUUAAAAUGCUAAAUAAUUAUUUUUAAUUGGUGAGUCUUGUGUUGGUAAAAUUGAUUUAUAUCAGAGUUUCGGAAAGAGGCUGUAAAUAAAAUUCAAA